CAUUUACCUGGAAAUUGCUGAAUACGACGAAAACUUAGAUUUGUUUUGUACCGUUCUGUCCGUCUACGAGUUGUUGCACCAUCGUCAAAAAAAUUCCAUAAAUUGAGUGCCCCGAAAAUGUCCGCUCUCGAUAAUGUGCGCGAGUGGUUUUCCCAGGAAAAUUCACGAAAUAAAAUCUCAGCGAUAGUGGCCGGAUUGUUGUUUUUCGCGGGAUGGUGGUUUCUUAUCGACACGCUAGCGUGCUACCCGGGAGCACUGAAUGCGGGCCAGAUCAUCGUCGGAGUCGUGGGAACAAUUAGCUUUUUUAUGGUCAACACAGUGAAAAAUAGUCAUCUCUCAGAAGACAAUUUCGGAUCGAGAACUCACCUGGCAAAAAUCUGGCUGCUCAUCGGCUUCAUGCUUGGAUUCUCGGCGAUUAUUGCCUCCGUGUGGAUUAUGGUUGCUGAUUUCACAAGCAAAGAUAAAGUGGAAACUUGGCCCGGUGUAGCAAUUCUCCUGCAAAAUGUUUUAAUUCUUAUUUCGAAUUUAAUAUAUCGGUUUGGUCGAAGUGAGGAGGAAUGGAGCUACUAAUUCCAUGCGAAUACUGAAUCACAUUUACACAAUACGCUAGGCUAUUUCAAUUAAUCAUUAUUUGAUAUUUAUGUAAUACCUAUUUUAUUUCUAAUAUGUUUUGUUCAUUUUGCGAAGAUGCGGCGGAAAAUAAAUGAUAAUUUAUUUUCGUUGUUUUUCUCCUACUUUAAACUGUAGAAUAUUUACGAGGAUAUACAUACACAAAUGUACAUUUGUCAGAUUUGCUAAUGGAAAGUUUUAAUACAAAACGUAAUAUACAUACAUGAUUACUUAUGAAAGAGAACAAAUAAACGGUCUUUGUAUACAUAUGAA
This is a messenger RNA of Hermetia illucens (black soldier fly), 882 nucleotides long. Its product is annotated as transmembrane protein 50B. NCBI's taxonomy places the organism in Eukaryota, Metazoa, Arthropoda, Insecta, Diptera, Stratiomyidae. The transcript is spliced from 4 exons. The coding region runs from base 118 to 570 and encodes 150 amino acids. The record is from RefSeq and is a predicted model, not a curated record. Gene Ontology annotation, biological process: late endosome to vacuole transport via multivesicular body sorting pathway; protein targeting to vacuole.